Molecule: messenger RNA, 1176 nt
Organism: Poecilia reticulata (guppy)
Lineage: Eukaryota; Metazoa; Chordata; Actinopteri; Cyprinodontiformes; Poeciliidae
Gene: fahd2a
Product: fumarylacetoacetate hydrolase domain containing 2A
Molecular function (GO): catalytic activity
Source: RefSeq, a predicted model, not a curated record
GAUUCUGUCGGCUGCAGACAGUGCAAAGGGCACAGUCACUAGUUUGGCUGUUAGGUUUAUAUUCAACAGUAGCUAUGUUGCAAUGGUACGUUCCUCCUGAACAGGCAUUUGUAGGAAGCGUGUCGACUUGCAGAUGAGAAUUCCCCUUCGCUCCUGUUGCAUCUUCAGGAGUUUCAUAUCUCAGAAACAAACGUUAAACACACAGCGGCGAGGCUUAAGCGGCGCAGCGAUGCGUUUAGUGCAGUUUUGUCGCCCAGGUGACGGAGAUGAUGUCAGAGUUGGAGUGGAGCAAGGCGAGGGGCUAAAUGUGGUGGAUCUGAAGGCGUUUGACUCCUCUAUGCCUUCAACUGUGAGAGAGCUGCUGCAGCUGGGAGACAAAGGGCUGGAGUGUGCACAAAGAGCUCUGGCGUCCGGCCAGUUUGUGGUUGAAAGAGCAAACAUCCAGCUGCUAUCCCCCAUCGUGGCCCCAGAGAAAGUGGUGUGUGUGGGCAUGAACUACCGGGACCAUUGUCUGGAGCAGAAUGCCCCAAUCCCUGAAGAACCCAUCAUCUUCAGCAAGUUCCCCAGUGCCAUCACGGGUCCGUAUGACGACAUUAUUCUGCCCCCAGAGAGCCAGGAGGUGGACUGGGAGGUGGAGCUGGCCUUUGUGAUUGGACGAAGAGGAAAACACAUCAAGGAGGAAGACGCUCUCUCCCACGUGGCCGGGUUCGCCGUGGCGAAUGACGUGAGCGCUCGCGACUGGCAGUUUAAGCGCAACGGGAAGCAGUGGCUGCUGUCGAAAACGUUUGACAGCUUCUGCCCUCUCGGACCCGCCCUAGUAACUAUUGAUGCUGUGAAAGGUGAAAGAGAAAGAGGAGGAGGACGGAGGCAAUCUGAUCCUCAUAACUUGGGGAUCCGCUGCCUGGUUAACGGGGACACUGUGCAGAGCAGCAACACCAGCCAGAUGAUCUUCAAGACUGCAGCGCUGAUUGCUUGGGUCUCAAAGUUUGUGACAUUAACUCCAGGAGACGUGUUCCUGACGGGAACUCCUCCUGGUGUGGGCAUUUUCAGGAACCCACCCGUCUUUCUUAAGAGAGGCGAUGUGGUGGAGUGCCAGAUUGACCAGAUCGGCUCCAUCAUCAACAAGGUGGUUUAAACUCAACAGGAAACUGAAAAAUAAAAAAAAAUACAUUAAGU